AGCCGCGUCUCCCCAGCAACGGGCCUGGCAAGUCAGGGCUGCGCCUCCGCCCUCCGUCCCUCCCUUCUUCCGUCCGUCUGUGAGGGUCCUUAUACCCCUACAGCCCGCCCGGCCACGGGCACGGAGGCUGAGGCUGCCUGCUCCCCCCCGCCCCGUCCUCCUGGCCGGGGUUCGGGGUGUAUGCAUGGGAGCGUGGGGGGGGGGGGGUUCUUUACUGGCCUCGUCCUCCCCCCCCUCCUUCUCUUCCACACUCCACCCAGAAAUGAUCCAGUGAAACUAGGAGGAGGUGAUUCUCCUCCUCCCUCCUGCUGCUGCUCCUGCUGGUCUGGAAGGGACUGCAGGAAUCUCUGCUCUGCUCUGAGGCAGGGUCUGUGGAGGGGAGAUCGUUCUGUGGAGAGAGGGGGCCGCUGUGGCCCGGGGUGUAGCUCUCCUAGUGCGCGGCGGGGUGCGUGGGGGCUGCUUGGUUCCUGACCAUGGGGAAGGACCAGGAACUGCUGGAAGCUGCUCGCACUGGGAAUGUGGCUCUGGUGGAGAAACUCCUCUCUGGGAGGAAAGGAGGGAUCCUGGGCAGUGGAUCUGGAGCUAUUCCCUUAUCCAGCCUACUGAGCAUCUGGCGAGGACCAAAUAUAAACUGCACAGACAGUUCAGGUUAUACCGCUUUACAUCAUGCAGCUUUAAAUGGACACAAGGAUAUAGUUCUCAAAUUACUUCAGUAUGAAGCAUCAACUAAUGUGGCAGAUAACAAAGGUUAUUUUCCUAUCCACUUGGCUGCUUGGAGAGGAGAUGUAGACAUUGUGAAGAUUCUCAUCCAUCAUGGGCCAUCACACUCCAGAGUGAACGAACAGAACAAUGAAAACGAAACAGCACUUCAUUGUGCAGCUCAAUAUGGUCAUUCAGAAGUGGUUGCUGUUCUGUUAGAAGAGCUAACAGACCCUACGAUAAGGAACAACAAACUAGAAACACCUCUGGAUCUGGCAGCACUUUAUGGACGUCUGCGUGUUGUAAAAAUGAUCAUCAAAGCAUAUCCAAACCUGAUGAACUGUAAUACAAGAAAACACACUCCUUUGCAUCUUGCUGCACGUAAUGGGCACAAAGCUGUUGUACAGGUGCUUCUGGAGGCUGGAAUGGAUGUCAGCUGCCAAACAGAGAAAGGGAGCGCACUACAUGAAGCAGCCCUAUUUGGAAAGGUGGAGGUAGUACGCAUUUUGCUUGAAACAGGAAUUGAUACCAACAUAAAGGACAGUUUGGGUAGAACGGUUUUAGAUAUUCUUAAAGAACAUCCAUCUCAGCAGUCACUCCAAAUUGCAGCUCUGCUUCAAGAAUAUAUGGAAACAGGAAAUGCAAGUAUUUCAGAGGAACGCCCACUGGAAUGCGCAGAACAUCAGUCCUGCAUUUUGUCCCCAGAAGUUCCUCCGUCUCCAAAGGCUAAAAGUGAAGCUGUGACUGGAGAAUUAUCAAAGCUCUUAGAUGAAAUCAAAUUGUGCCAAGAAAAGGAAUACUCUUUUGAAGAUCUGUCUCAUACAAUAUCAGACCAUUAUCUGGACAAUUUUAGUAAAGUAUCAGAGGAAGAACUUAUGACCAGUGGAAACCAAACCAAGCUUAAUGUAAGGCCACCUUCAACAUGUUUAUCACCAAGAGAGGAAGAUGAUGAUGAUGCAGGUGAAAAUACUUGUGGUCCUUCAGGUUUAUGGGAGGCAUUGACACCGUGUAAUGGUUGCAGGAACCUUGGAUUUCCCAUGCUUGCACAGGAAUCUUACUCAAAGAAGAGAGGUUAUGCAUUGGAAGCAAUAUCCUCUGUACCUCUGGAUGCAGUUACUUCAGAAAAUGACAACAGUCUUUGUGAUUCACUAGACGCAGCAGUGACCAAAAAACCUUGUUCCCUAGAGAUAGCAAGAGUUCCUUCCUCAAGACCAGAUAAUGCACCUCAGGUAGCAAUUACUGCACCAGGAUCUGGUAACCAUAGAAACAGCUCUACAGGCCCAACACCUGACUGCUCUCCUCCAUCACCAGACACUGCACUUAAAAACAUAGUGAAAGUUAUACGUCCUCAGCCCAAGCAACGCACAUCAAUAGUAUCUUCUCUGGAAUUUCACCGAAUGAAUCACAGCCACAAUUAUUUUGAAAUCAAGUCAUCCAUUGGCUGUACAAGUUUUAUUUCUACUCCUGCAAUCAGUCCAGCUAAUUAUUCCUUUGGAUCUCUGGAAUACAGUGUUGAAGAGAGAGAACUUCCAGAACGUCUUUGCCAGGGAGAAACAUCCACUGAAAGUGAGCUUCCCAUAGGACACCCAGCUGAACAGUUUGCAGGUUUACUUCAUGGAUCAUCACCUGCAUGUGACCCGCCUGAUAAUCCACUCCAGCUGUACAGCAAAGCAAACCAGUGCAGUGGUCCCCUAGAGAAAAGCAUUUUGAGCAAGAGCACAGUGCAGCAGAUACAGCUACAGAAAGCAAGCAACACGGAUCCUCCUGUUAAGAAAAAAAAGCCACCAGUUGUAAACAGAACCAUAUUUCAUACUAAAACUAAACCAGUAGAAAAUCAUACAUUGGUUGGCACGUCAACAAGGAUAAGUGAACAAUGGGUUAUUACUACUGGGGGAUUUGUGGAGCGAGCAUGCACACUUGGGAGAAUACGAUCUUUACCAAAGACUUUGCUUGAAAUGCAUUUGUGCAAAAAUGUUUCGAAAUCUGAUUCUAAUCUUAUCACCCAUCCACCAAAUGACAAAAAAGCAAGAAGCAACUGGAGUGAACCCACACCAAACCAGCAGUGCUCCAAAGGGAAUUCAGAGAGAACACCUUCUUUCACAUCGGAGUGGGAAGAAAUUGAUAAAAUCAUGAGUUCAAUAGAUGCUGGAAUUAAUACUGGACUGGGGGAGAUGAAUGAUCACACUACAAGACCCCGAUGCCCUGUCCAGACAGUGGGACAAUGGUUGGAAAAUAUUGGGCUACCUCAGUAUGAAAACCACUUGCUGGCUAAUGGAUUUGACAAUGUGCAAUUUAUGGGAAGCAACGUAAUGGAGGACCAGGAUCUCUUGGAAAUAGGAAUCCUUAACUCUGGACACAGACAGAGAAUACUCCAAGCAAUCCAGCUUCUCCCAAAGAUGAAGCAGAUAGGUCACGAUGGCUACAACCCCUCCUCUGUAGCUGAAUGGCUGGAUUCCAUUGAACUGGGUGACUAUACCAAAUCUUUUCUAAUUAAUGGCUAUACAUCGAUGGACCUUGUGAAAAAAAUCUGGGAGAUUGAAUUAAUUAAUGUCUUAAAAAUCAGCUUGAUUGGCCACCGGAAGCGCGUUCUGGCAUCUUUGGGAGACAGGCUUCACGAAGAUCCUCCUCAGAAACCACCUCGGUCAAUAACCCUCAGGGAACCCAGCGGUAACCACACUCCUCCUCAGUUGUCUCCAUCACUUAGCCAAAGCACUUUCACUACUGGUGGCUCCCUGGACGUUCCCCACAUUAUCAUGCAGGGCGAUGCAAGGAGAAGAAGAAAUGAAAACUAUUUUGAUGAUAUUCCCCGGUCAAAGUUGGAGAGGCAGAUGGCACAGUCCUCUGUCUGUGAGAUCUGGACCAACCAGAAUGCAGGAUAUCCUUUCUCAUCGAUUCAUCAGGUUCAUAAUACAGGAGACUGGGGAGAACCUUCAAUUACCCUGAGACCUCCAAAUGAAGCCACAGCAUCAACGCCUGUACAAUAUUGGCAACAUCAUCCAGAGAAACUCAUCUUCCAGUCAUGCGAUUAUAAAGCAUUUUAUUUAGGUUCUAUGCUGGUAAAAGAGUUAAGAGGCACAGAGUCAACACAGGAUGCGUGUGCAAAGAUGAGGAAGUCUACAGAACAAAUGAAGAAAGUACCAACCAUUGUCCUGUCUGUCUCUUACAAGGGAGUCAAAUUUAUUGAUGCAACAAAUAAGAAUAUUAUCGCUGAGCAUGAAAUCCGUAACAUUUCCUGUGCUGCACAAGACCCUGAAGACCUUUCUACAUUUGCGUACAUCACUAAAGACUUGAAGACUAAUCACCACUACUGCCAUGUAUUCACUGCGUUUGAUGUGAAUUUAGCUUACGAAAUCAUUCUUACACUAGGACAAGCGUUUGAGGUGGCCUAUCAGCUUGCACUACAAGCACGAAAAGGGGGCCAUUCUUCAACCCUCCCAGAAAGCUUUGAAAAUAAACCCUCCAAGCCUAUUCCCAAACCACGUGUUAGUAUUCGGAAGUCAGUGAAUCUUCAUCCAUAAAAUUUUAAAGAACUUUUCCUGACGCCAUCUUUCGCCUCAGUAGCAAAAGGACUUCUCAGGAUCCAGCGCAGCUGUGGCAAACCCUGACGCCCUGUGGCUCGGGGGUAGGCACAGCUCUGAUCCAAAGAGGAAAAAGAGGGCAGCCGUGGGUACCCGGGCGCGUAGAGCACCGCGCGCGCUGCUGUAGGACUUUGUCGAUACAGGAUUUGUUCUGCGUUCUGUUCGUUUAAAGAAAAAACUUGCGCCGGAAGCGCUGUGCGCAGAGAUGGUAACCCGUCUGCGUGUUUGCUUUUGUCUUAAAGCAGAUAGAUCCAUCUGAACAAAAGACUCUUGCAAAUCUACCAUGGAUUGUUGAACCUGGACAAGAAGCCAAAAGAGGCAUUAAUACCAAGUAUGAAACUACCAUUUUCUGAUACGAAACUGCCCCCUCCCCGUUCCCUGUUGUGCCUUGCACGCCAAGCAGUCACAGCACAGCCUUUCCUUUAUGGCAACAUUUCAAUCCAGCAGCGAGGAAGACUGCACCGUGUGAGUGGCCUUGUAACUAACAAAAAAGGCUGACAGUCAUUUCUGGUGAUGUUCUUCUUCCUCCAGCACUGACAGAAGAAUGACACUAUACGAAGACUUUUAAAAAUCACAGUCCACAAGAGGAGUGAGAAACCUUAUUUUUCACGCAGUUCUCCCUUGUGACUCUGCCACAGUGCUUUCUUUGAUUUCUUAUUUUACAAUUCUACUUUUUAAAAAAAAAAAACAAAAACAAAAAGGUCUCUAAACUAACACUAAUGCUGCCUAUAAGUAGAAUAUUUGAUUGGUUUUUUAUUUAAAUCUUGGCAGUUUUUAAUUGAAAUAGAACCAGAAUUAAUAAAUAGAGUAUUUGUGAAACCACUGAAUUAGUUAAUAAUUACUGUGUUGAAUAAAGAACUCAUUAAAGUGACAAGAAGUUAGGCACCCUGAUUUCUGUGUGCGCUGGUUUUAUAUGUAAUCAUUGGUGUCCUUUGAUCCUCUACAGAAUAGGAACCUCUUGCAUUGUAACUAAGGAUCAGAGUUUUAUGAAUGAUUAGAAAAAGGUAUUAAUAAUGCACAGAAAACAUUUAUUAGAUAUUUUUAUGGAAGAGAAGUACUAUAGGAAAACAUAUGAAUAUUUAUGGAAGGAAGCCAGAUUAAUUAUGACAAAUAUUGUUUAUUUUAAAGUUAAGUAAACCACUGCUAUUGCAGCAUUAUGAAAAUUAUGAGAGUUGUAGCAUCAGUGCACUGGAUGUUCCGUGUGAUCAGUCUGGAAUGAAAGUGGAAUGGUCAUUCUACUACACCUACAUAUAUUUUAUGCAGUUCAAUAUUGCUAUAGCCAUGAAUUCUACUAGUAUUUUUAAAAAAUAAUCUCAGUGGUUCUAAAAAAAGUCAAAACCAUGGAUUUUGCUAUCAAGAUUUCUGUCACGGAAAGCUUGUUUGGAAGAGUAUUGAUAAAAUUCUACUGCAAAACGUUUUCUAAAUAAAAAUAGUGAGAAAAAAAAUUCCAAAGUAAUAAAAAAGUUUUCAUGGAACAAAAUAGUUAAGCAUUUGCUUAAUAUUUGAUUAAAUAAUAUUUACUUACCUUUUCUUUGAAGUGUUUUAAUUUUUUUAAUGUCUGUGGAGUAUUUGUAUAAUACCAUGAUGUAUAUUUAUGUAGAACUGAAAUUAUAACAGUACAAAUAUCACUAUAGGAGAAGAAUGACAUUUUAACGUAUAUUGUUCUAUCCAGGCAAAUUGUGAAUCAUUUUGAAGUUCAUUAUAGAGAUAUUGAGAAAUUGUGUGGUUGUCUUAAUGUUUUUUUAAUUAUUAUUUCAUAUCCAGCUGAGGUUUUCAGUUAGAAUCAUCAGUUGGUGAAUUCCAAAAAAAUGGAUAAUUGAACUUGGUUUAAACCUGAUAAUUGUAUAUGGUUUAGUUAAACCUCAUCAUAGCGCUGAGUGAUGACAUACUUUUAAUACAGUAUUCAAUUUACUUGAACAAAAUAGUUCCUUGUACAUAUUUUGCCUAUUCACUGUUGAUAUGUACGUAGUCAACUGACAGUAAAAAAAAAAAUAACACUAAAAAUAUGGUACCAAAAGGACAAUUGUAUAGGAGAACAGUAAAUAGUAGCCUCACUGCAACAAAUACUUAUGUAAAUAUGCUUGGGCUUCCAGUUAUAAAUUUUGUAAUUUUGUCAUUUAUUUAUAUCCUAUAAAAGCACACAAAAUAAAACGAAGUUGUACAGUC
This is a messenger RNA of Grus americana (Whooping crane), 6443 nucleotides long. RefSeq names its product ankyrin repeat and sterile alpha motif domain containing 1B (gene ANKS1B). Gene Ontology annotation, molecular function: protein binding. The record is from RefSeq and is a predicted model, not a curated record. The transcript has 26 exons. Bases 474 to 4217 code for a protein of 1247 amino acids. NCBI's taxonomy places the organism in Eukaryota, Metazoa, Chordata, Aves, Gruiformes, Gruidae. Gene Ontology annotation, cellular component: cytosol.